CAGACAACCAGCGAGCGCCUGUGGCGGCAGCGGCGGCUUUAGGAGCAGCGACGGCGAGAAGUGGCAGAUCAGAACUCUUCCGACACUAACGCGUGGAGGACGCUGAGUGAGACACAGAUCCGCUGGUGGUGGUGGUGCUUUAUCUGAUCAGGUCUCCGCUGUGCGCGCCGAAGGCUGUGGAAAAAACUAUACAUGUUGGAUUCACGAGAAGACUCCAGAGUUUAGGAUAUGGCAAUUGUAGAUCAAAAACUGUCUGGUGACGAUUCAGAGGACGAAAUGAGACUCGCUCGACAAUUUCCCCUGCUGGGUGGGAUGAGUAUACCGCUGAACCCCUUCUACUUGAACAAUGAUGUUCCGUCUCAGGAGGAGACGGAACAAGAGGGGAGGUGGCUCCUGACAGCUAUGACGACGCAACAACUACAGCGGAAUGGAAUCGUCUUUGACGAGGAAGAGGACCCCGCUCAGAUGAUCUACGAACACCUUUCGGGACCUGAGCCAGAAGAGAUCCCGAGCCAGGAUCAACUAGUUGCGAAUAAUCCCGUGUUCCGGCAAGCCGGACGGGAACUCUUAGCGAUGGCAGACGAGUUCGCGCGCUCGAGGGAACGCGAACUCCUGAGACGCAGAGCUCAAUCCUUGGACGUAUCUCUCAUCAAUCGUGAAAACAUUUUCUCGAUCCUCGAAGAACUCUUCCAUGGCGGUGUCACGAGAGAACGUUUGGUGAUCCUUUUCGUAUUCUGCUCAGAUUUGAUAAUAUCCGUGUUGAGGAACAGUCCUGGUUCGGGCAUCCGUUGGGAGAUUCUGGGGUGGCUAUGGGAAUUCUUUUGUAAUCGUGUCUGCGCCUGGGUUCAACGACACGGGGGUUGGGAGAGAGUGCUAUGCUUCUAUUUGCCAAAAGCUGUUUUCGUCACGACUGGAGUGGCCAUUACAGCCGGGAUAGCUUUUUAUAUCUGGAAGAAUUGGUGAGCUACGCCAUGCUGUCCGGAAGCCUUUCAACCUGACAAUGAUCGAAUCGCUCAGUCUUCUGCCAAAGACUCGAGAAAAAUACGAAAGCGUACACCGGAUCAUCGAUAGAAUCUCGAAAUAUCGAGCAUUUUGUAUGCAUGUAUGAAGUUCGCGCACCACAGACGGCAGGACCAUCUAAUUUUGAGGUUGUGCGACGGAAUCGAGUUCUUCCGGGGAUACCGGAGUUCAUGGAGAGACUGCUCAGGGUUCGUGGACCUCUAAGGGGUUCAACGAAAACCUAAUACACUUUA
Galendromus occidentalis (western predatory mite) is the source of this 1253-nucleotide messenger RNA. RefSeq names its product apoptosis regulator BAX. Gene Ontology annotation, cellular component: mitochondrial outer membrane. The record is from RefSeq and is a predicted model, not a curated record. Gene Ontology annotation, biological process: regulation of apoptotic process; intrinsic apoptotic signaling pathway in response to DNA damage; extrinsic apoptotic signaling pathway in absence of ligand. Gene Ontology annotation, molecular function: BH domain binding. NCBI's taxonomy places the organism in Eukaryota, Metazoa, Arthropoda, Arachnida, Mesostigmata, Phytoseiidae. The transcript is spliced from 3 exons. Bases 229 to 963 code for a protein of 244 amino acids.